Lodderomyces elongisporus is the source of this 1440-nucleotide messenger RNA. RefSeq lists its product as uncharacterized. Gene Ontology annotation, cellular component: membrane. The record is from RefSeq and is a predicted model, not a curated record. Lineage: Eukaryota; Fungi; Ascomycota; Pichiomycetes; Serinales; Debaryomycetaceae. Bases 1 to 1440 code for a protein of 479 amino acids. The transcript has a single exon.
AUGGGUGCAGCAAUAUCACUACCUUUGAUGCCGAUAUCAUCGUUGGCAUCGUGCUUUGGUGCAGCUGCGUGCUCAGCAUUCUGCACAUCCAUUGGUGGUACAUUUAGCUCAUCAAUAAUGACGAGAAUCACGUAUGCAAUAAUACUACUUAUAAACUCACUUUUGUCCUGGAUAGCGUUGUCCCCGUUUAUUGUGCAUAAACUUGAAAAAGCAUCCUUUGGAUUUAUAAAUAUUCGAUGUGGACCCGAUGGGAGUCAAUGUAUAAGCUUUACUUCCGUGCAUAGGAUAAAUUUUGCUCUUGGAUGUCUUCACCUUAUAUUGGCUGCUUUGCUUAUAGAUGUCAAGUCUACAAGUAACCCAAGAGCAGUAAUACAAAAUGGAGCCUGGAAAAUGAAAAUAUUCGCUUGGAUUUCCUUUAUACUCAUCAACUUUAUCCUCAUACCAGAUGAAUUUUUUGUUUUUUACGGAAAUCAUAUUGCCAUAAUCUUUUCAACGAUAUUUUUGGGAAUUGGUCUUAUCCUCUUGGUUGAUUUUGCCCAUGCAUGGGCCGAAACGUGUUUGGAAAAGAUUGAGAUGGAAGAGCUAACGGGAGAAGGAGAUGCUGGUUUUUGGAAGAAACUAUUAAUUGGAGGAACGCUUACCAUGUAUAUUACCAGUAUCAUAUUAACAAUUGUUAUGUACUGGUUUUUUGCCGGUAAAGGUUGUUCAAUGAAUAAAACUGCAAUUAGCUUGAAUGUAGUGUUUGCCACUAUUAUAUCCGGAAUGUCGAUCCACAAUACUGUGCAAGAGUACAAUUCACAUGCUGGGUUGGCGCAAUCGUCGAUGGUGGUGUUUUACUGCACCUAUUUGGUGAUGUCUGCAGUAGCUUCAGAGCCAGAUGACAAAUUCUGUAAUCCAUUAAUUAGAUCGAGAGGGACUAGAACAGCCAGUGUUGUUCUAGGAGCAUUUUUCACAUUUAUUGCUGUUGCAUAUACUACAACGAGAGCAGCUGCCAAUUCUGCAUUUAGCACCGAGCACGAUAUUGCAACCACUGGGUCGGGAUCAUUAUCUACUGCAAUGGCAACCACGAGUCAACCAGCGAUUAGGAACGAAAUGAGAUACCAGGCUAUUAAGCAAGCUGUUGACGAAGGGUCGUUACCAGAGAGUGCAUUAACGCAGCAAGAUUUGUAUGACGAUGAAAGUACCGGAGACGAAGAGAAGGCUUCAGUUCAAUACAACUAUUCCUUAUUCCAUCUCAUCUUUUUCAUGGCGACACAAUACGUGGCCACCUUGUUAACAAUCAAUGUAAAGCAAGAUGAUUACGGUGAUUUUGUUCCCGUAGGUAGAACUUAUUUUGCAAGUUGGGUCAAGAUUGUAAGUUCAUGGGUUUGUUUUAUUCUUUACGGAUGGAGCUUAAUUGCUCCAGUUAUUUGGCCCGAUAGAUUCGGUGUCCAACUUUAG